AUGGGCACGCAGGGAUCGGGGCGCAAGCGGCUCCCCAACCGGGAGCGGCUGACGGCGGAGGACGACGCGCUGAACCAGAUCGCGCGCGAGAGUGGCUCCUUUCUGCCCACUGGAGACGCCCUUUGCCCUCUGGAUGUGGAGGGCAGCCAGGCCAACAUCAGGCCCAGUUCGGCCGGGACCCCAGAGCAGAGAUGCAGGCUACCCAGCCGUGUCUGCCUGUCUUUCUGGGAAAAGCCCCAGGCCCACGGCUCAGGUGCACCCCAGGGACAGCAGAGCCGAGGGGGCGUCAUCCACGCGGUCACCACGGUGCGCGCUGCGGAGAGUCGGCUCUGCCCCGGGGCGGGGCGCUGCAGGGUUGACCUUCCCAGCCAGCUGGGGUCCCAGCCCCGCAGCCCACGGCCUCUGCCUGGUGCCCGCCGGCUCCAUGCUGGGGAUUCAGCAAGACAUGAAGACUGA
Molecule: messenger RNA, 456 nt
Organism: Rangifer tarandus platyrhynchus (Svalbard reindeer)
Lineage: Eukaryota; Metazoa; Chordata; Mammalia; Artiodactyla; Cervidae
Source: the annotation of a GenBank genome assembly